UGAAUAAAUAUGUUUAAAAAGGAUUCAUUUAAUGCUAAUUCAUCUGAGUUAAUUUAAAAAGGAUUCAUUUAAUGCUAGUUCAUCUGAGUUAAUUAAAAAUGUAAUACAACGUUAAUUUGAUGAUAAAAGAUUAAAAGUGUGCCUAUGUAAAUUCAUGUCGCUGCCCCUUUAAGGGCCUAGUCGCAGCACCUCAGUGACGCUGCAGGAGCAGAGACCUGUAGGAGAGAGCAGAGGAGAGAUCGGAGCGAGCGAACGGCGAUAAAUUAAUAGAAAAACAAUUGAAAAAGGUUUAUAAAAGUUGAUUUUAGAACCUGUGAAUGAUACCUACCUGAUCGUGAAUUGACGGGGAUACGAUAAGUACUAAACUACACCGGUUUUGGUCAGGUUUUUUUGGACGGUUGGAGAAACGAGUGAUCUGCAGCGUGCAGGCGUGCACAUCCACGUUUCCACGGACAAGAUGGCGAGCUAGACCCGGACUUUCAUCUCAUCUCUCACCGUUCAGUGAGGAAAUCUUGCUUGCUGCCGGAGUGGUAGGAGUGUCGGGAUUUAACUGAACUGGGAACUUAUAUUUUCUUUUUUGAACUGAACUCGGACUGAGACUUUUCCUUGAACUGAACAUAAUUGAACCACAUUUGAGUUGAACUGAUUGAAAGUGUCAUGCUUUUAUUUUGAAUUCUAUGUUCAUGAUUUUGAAUGUGAUCUGAAUUAAUUGUGGUCCAUUUUCAUUUGAUUUUGAGACUGAAGAAACUGAAACUGGAAGAAAUAGAGUUAACUCAUGAUAAAAAUAAAAUAAAAUAGGAGAUCUAAAACAGGUUUAACUUACCUGUUUGAAACUUAUUGGAAGACCGGUCAAAUUUAACAAAAAUAGACUGAUCAAAAAUAGUUCUUAACCUAGCUUGGUUAAAGAAAAUAGAAGAGAGUGAAAUACUUUUUCUACUUACCUCAAUAUUUGAACCUGCAGGGUAAUUUUUUGUUUUGUUUUUGUACUGUGUUUUAUAUGUUUGCAUAUUGUCAGUAAAUUGCCGGCCUCUACAUUUAAAGCUACGGUCUCUGGUGUAAUCAAUUUGCUCCCCACUCCUUAGAGCCUAGAACUAGUCCAGUGGCGCAAUAAGUGGUGUGAUACCGGUGCUACAAAUUUGGCGAGCUAGCCAGGAGUGGUUUAAAGCAUAGACUAGUAACCAGAGACCGUAUAACAUUGUUAUCAGUGAUUCAACAUGGAUGUAAUUCAAAUGAGCAGUGUGAAAAUCCCUAACUCAGUCAUAGUUAGUGGUAUAGCCGGUACAGAAACUGAUGAAGAACUAUAUGACGUCCUGAAACGAUAUGGUUCUAUUCAAAGGAUAAUCCCUGUAGAUUUCGCUGAGCCAGCGUCAGGCAAACAGGUCAUUGUAGAGUAUGUGUAUGGUGCAGCUAUGCAAUCACUCUCACCUUUAUUGCCAUACAGACUUGACAGUAAAACCCAGACAGACAUUACCUACUACAUUAGAGCCUUAGCCAGUGUCUACACACCCGUAGCUAGCAAAACAGCUACACAGACUUACCUGUCAGAGUUAAAGGACAUUGCAAAACAGACUGGUAAAGACUUUGCAGCAGUCCUCAGAGAAGAGCUCUCUGUCAUCAGUGACACUGUCGAUCUGGAUCACCCAGAGACCCAACAUGAAGAUAUGGAACAGAACUCACCUGAUAUCCCAGAGCAACAUGGCCCUGAGGCUGCCGAACAGCUAAGCCCCCUGCCUAGUGCAGCCCCCGAGCAGCAUGUUCAACUUCAUCGGUCUCCACCACCGACACCAUCUAAAGAAAAGACACAGCCUGCUCUGAAACUUUCUGAUGUCAAUCCACCUGACAUACAAAAGGUUAUAGUUGAGCACAUAGUGAGAAAUGAAGACUCUGCCUUGCAAGCGCACUCUUCAUUGAGACUCAGACCCUUCUCUGGGCGUUUCCCCCGUCCCAACAAUGAAGUGGAUUAUGAGACAUGGCGUUCCAAUGUGGAAUUUCUCCUUAAAAGCACAACACAAUCUGAACUAUACAAGUCACGGAAACUGCUUGAAAGUCUCUUAUCACCUGCUGUUGACAUUGUGAAGCACUUGACACCUGAAUCUCCCCUUAAAGUGUACUUGGAGAUCUUGGACUCUGCUUUCGGCACUGUCGAAGAUGGAGAUGACCUUUUCGCAAAGUAUCUUAACACCAUGCAAGAUAAUGGUGAGAAACCCUCAGCUUAUCUUCAACGGCUGCAGGUGAUGCUGAAUACCACCUUCAGGAGGGGAGGUGUAACUGCAAGUGACCUUGAUCGGCAUCUUCUCAGACAGUUUGUCAGAGGCUGCUGGGAUAACAUCUUGAUAGCUGAACUCCAGCUAGAACAAAAGAAACAGAAACCACCUACCUUUGCUGAACUUCUCCUGUUACUCCGCACAGCAGAAGGUCUGAAAUCCAAGACCUAA
Centropristis striata (black sea bass) is the source of this 2435-nucleotide messenger RNA. RefSeq lists its product as uncharacterized. The record is from RefSeq and is a predicted model, not a curated record. The transcript is spliced from 3 exons. The coding region runs from base 1215 to 2435 and encodes 406 amino acids. Lineage: Eukaryota; Metazoa; Chordata; Actinopteri; Perciformes; Serranidae.